Messenger RNA from Prunus avium (sweet cherry), 2140 nucleotides. RefSeq lists its product as uncharacterized. Gene Ontology annotation, cellular component: mitochondrion. Gene Ontology annotation, biological process: mitochondrion organization; RNA processing. NCBI's taxonomy places the organism in Eukaryota, Viridiplantae, Streptophyta, Magnoliopsida, Rosales, Rosaceae. The record is from RefSeq and is a predicted model, not a curated record. Gene Ontology annotation, molecular function: mRNA binding; protein binding.
AUUUCAUUCCUUUCGACCCAAAAAAAAAACCCCUCUCAGUUACUAAUACUACUCUCUGAGAGAGCACAGCUCGUGAAUUGCUUGCUCUGCCUUAGGAGCUGGUCGAUGAUGAUGAAAAUUAUGGCGAAAAGAGCUCCAGGGCUCACGCUUCUCCAAAAGGGUAAUCCUUCUUCUCUCUAUUCUCUGUUUGGGCUCGUCUUUUUCAGAAGCCAGUGUUGCUCUUUUGCUGUCAAUCGUUGUCAUACUGUUAGUGUUAAUGAAACCAUUGAUUUGGAGGAUUUGGUAAAAACGCGUUGUAAAUCUGGUAAUCUUGGGUUAGAUGAAGCACUGGGUCACUUCGAUUCCGUAAUUCAAAUGAAACCCAUUCCCUCGAUUUGGGCUAUUAAUCAUUUGCUUGGGGCAGUAUCCAAGAUGAAUCAGUGUUCCAUUGUAGUUUCUAUGUAUAAACAGAUGCUGGCUUGUGUUGGCUUACACCCGGUAGUCAGUGCACUGAAUGUUGUUAUCAAUUGCUUGUGCCGUAUGAAUCGGGUGGACUUGGGUUUCUCUGUUUUAGCAACUAUCCUUAAACAUGGUCUUCAGCCCGAUGCUUAUACUUUGAAUGCUUUGCUUCAUGGGAUUUGCAAGUACAGGUCGCUCUCUGAGGCAAUGGAGUUGUUCCAGAAAAUAGAAGAGAAAGGAUUAGCAUGCGAUGAAAUCACUUACGCUACUAUAAUUAAUGGGUUGUGCAGAGCUGGGAAAACAUGUAUGGCGCUUGAGAUACUCGAGCAAAUGUAUGAAGAUGGAAGGUUUAAGCCUGUCCCUCAAUGCUAUAAUCCAAUCAUUGGCCGCUUAUGCAAAGAAAGAAGAAUAGACGAGGCGCUGACCCUAUUUCGAGAUAUGAUCAACAAAAGUGUUGCGCCAGAUAACUUCAGUUACAGUUCAUUAAUUUAUGGAUUAUGCAAAGAAAGAAGAAUAGAUGAGGCGCUGACCCUAUUUCGAGAUAUGAUCAACAAAAGUGUUGCGCCAGAUAACGUCAGUUACAAUUCAUUAAUUUAUGGAUUAUGCAACAUGGGUCUUUGGACACGAGCACUUGCUCUGUUUGAAAAAAUGAAAAACAAAGGCAUAAGGCCUGAUGUUUUCACAUUCAAUUCCUUAAUUUGUGCUGCAUGCAAGUCAGGUAAGUGGGAAGAAGCUGUGCUGCUAUUUAGAAACAUGAUUGAUUGUGGAGCCUUCCCUGAUAUUGUUACAUUCACUUCUGUGUUGGAUGCUUUGUGCAAGGAAGGGAAGACAGCAGAGGCACUUAAUCUUAUGGAAGAAAUGUUCCUUAGAGGUGUAAAGCCUAAUGUCGUCACCUACAGCUCCUUAAUUAAUAGCCUCUGCCAUUCCGCGCAAUGGAAAGAAGCCACAAGGUUGUUUAAUAGAAUGUUGGAUGAAGGAAUUGCACCAGAUGUUGUAACCUUUAACACUGUAAUACAUGCUCUUUGCAAGGAGAGACGGACCAAGGAAGCGCUCUCCGUGUUGGAGCUAAUGUCCCAAAGAGGUAUGAGGCUUGACAUUUUCACUUACAAUUCUCUAAUUUAUGGCAUGUGCCGUACAGAUCAAUGGGCUGAAGCCACAAGGUUGUUUGAUGAAAUGAUAGUUCAGGCAGUCUUACCUGAUAUCAUAACUUUGUUAACACUUUUGGAUGCUCUCUUCCAAGGAGGGAUGCCAGAAGAGGCUCAUAAAGUAGUUGUGGCCAAAGUUAAAUAUGGUAUGGAGCUGAGCAAAAUAACUUGCAGUAUGCUAAUUGAUGAUUAUUGUUUUCGUGGCAAAAUGGAUAAGGCAAAGAAGGUCAUUGAUUUAAUGGUGAUAAAAGAUCAUGUCCCUGAUAUUGCUUCUUGCUAUAAAGCCUUGGUCAACGGCUAUAUGCAAGCUAAAAGGAUAGGCGAAGCUUGGAGGCUCGUUGAGGAAAUGAUCAAACAAGGGGUGAUGCCUGAUUUGGAAACCCUAAAAGCUUUGAGAGGUUUGCGUCCUAAAAGGCAUGUUGUAUCUGGAGAAUAGUUCCCCAUGAGACCGCCAGAACUAGUUACAAUUCUGUUAAAUAUUUUAAACUUGUAUGACCAUGCAAUAUUAGUGAAAUGAAGUGGUUUCAAACAAGUAUAGGAUCCUUGGUGCUGAAAAA